Messenger RNA from Protopolystoma xenopodis, 333 nucleotides. Lineage: Eukaryota; Metazoa; Platyhelminthes; Monogenea; Polystomatidea; Polystomatidae. The record is from the annotation of a GenBank genome assembly.
AUGUGUCGAACUCCAGCUGAAGUUCGCGCCCAGGCUGGAGGCUGGGCUGGCACAGAAGGCGGAAGUCGGGCGCAGUUGAUCGCCCGUGUACAAACGUUUAUUCCAGCGCAGACUAUGUUGCCACCUCGUCGGCUUGAGGAACUUGUUGAUGAUGCUAUUUCUGCGCAAAUAGCUGCCUGCACCUUUCAUAACCAACUUGGCCCACCUUUACAGCUCACGACACCUGGAAGCGGUACGCGUCUUCUCGAACUCCUACGACCUCUUAGGACUGGUAGGCAUCAAGAUAACUUCUCUGGCAUCUCGUUAUUACAGAGGCACUCAUGCGGCAUGUAA